AUGGCGAACGAGCGUGAGAGGUACGCCAUGCCGACAGACGAAUUUACUACGUCCCAGACGGCCACUAACUCAGACGAUAGCAAGACGUUCCUCGCGCGGCUGUGCGAACAGGCCGAGCGCUACGAUGAGAUGGUCAGCUACAUGAAGGAAGUCGCAAAGAUCGGUGGUGAGCUCACGGUCGACGAGCGCAACCUGCUUUCGGUCGCCUACAAGAACGUGGUCGGCACGCGUCGUGCUUCCUGGCGCAUCAUCUCCAGCAUCGAGCAGAAAGAGGAGGCCAAGGGCGUUGAGAAGCAUGUCGGCAUCAUCCGCGAAUACCGUCAGAAGAUCGAGGCCGAGCUUGAGGGCGUCUGUGAGGAUGUGCUCAACGUUCUCGACGAGAGCUUGAUCCCAAAGGCGGAGACCGGUGAGAGCAAGGUGUUCUACCACAAGAUGAAGGGAGACUACCACCGCUACCUCGCCGAGUUUGCAUCUGGCGAGAAGCGCAAGACCGCUGCCACCGCUGCGCACGAUGCUUACAAGAACGCCACCGACGUCGCCCAGACCGAGCUCACCCCAACCCACCCCAUCCGUCUCGGCCUCGCCCUGAACUUCUCGGUCUUCUACUACGAGAUCUUGAACUCACCAGAUCGCGCAUGCCACCUCGCCAAGCAAGCCUUCGACGACGCCAUUGCCGAGCUCGACAGCCUCUCCGAGGAGUCCUACCGCGACAGCACUCUCAUCAUGCAGUUGCUCCGCGACAACCUCACCCUCUGGACCUCAUCGGAUGGUGGAGAGCCAGAUGCCGCUGCCGCCGGUGAGGCCGCUAAGGGCGAGGAGAAGGCACCUGAGGCAGACAAGCCGGCAGCUACGGAGGCUGAGGCGGCACCUGCGUCUUAG
Molecule: messenger RNA, 879 nt
Organism: Saxophila tyrrhenica
Lineage: Eukaryota; Fungi; Ascomycota; Dothideomycetes; Mycosphaerellales; Extremaceae
Exons: 7
Coding region: 1-879 (292 amino acids)
Biological process (GO): intracellular protein localization; signal transduction
Cellular component (GO): cytoplasm
Source: RefSeq, a predicted model, not a curated record